GACUUGGUUCCAGUUGUCUUCAUUUCCGUUUUCCUAUCGUGUCGCACUGAAAUGACGUGCGUCAUCUGCGCCUCAUCUCCGUCCAGCUAUGGCGGCGCUGCUGAGAGGUCUGCGGGCUGGAAGGACACUUCGGGGGCUGAGUAGCGUGGUGACUUCACCAGCGUCAUUAAACCCUCAGUGCAGUUUGAGACGAGGUUUCCACUGUGCAGCGCUGCGGUUUCAGGACGAGUCCAAAUCCUCCUCCUCCUCCUCCUCUUCUUCUUCUUCUUCAUCUUCAUCCACGACUUAUCAUGAGCACCGUCAUCCUCAGUCUGGUGAGCGGGACACAACCGACGCUUCCCGGGACGACUCGGCCUUUGAUGCAGCAGCGGAGGAGGCUGCGAGGCCAAACACCAGUUACCAGGACCAGAGCGGAGAACAGAGCGAGGAGUACGAGACGGAGGAGCAGCUUCAGGCUCGAAUCCUGACGGCCGCUCUGGAGUUCGUUCCUCUGCACGGCUGGUCCAUGGAGGCCAUCGCAGCCGGCGCCGAGACUCUGGGUCUGUCCUCUGCUUCCACUGGGAUGUUCCACAACGGAGCUGGAGACCUGGUCCUACAUUUCAUUGCCCAGUGCAACUCACAGCUGACUGAGAUCCUGGCUGAGGAACACAAUCAGGUCCAGCUGGGCCAGGCCGAGCCAAAGAAGACGGCUGACUUCCUGAGAGACGCCGUGGAGACCAGACUGCGAAUGUACAUCCCCUACAUCGAAAACUGGCCUCAGGCGAUGAGCAUCCUGCUUCUUCCCCACAACAUCCCCGACAGCCUGAAGCACCUGUCCACGCUGGUGGACGACAUCUGGUACUACGCUGGAGACCGAUCCACAGACAUGAACUGGUACACCAAACGGGCCGCGCUCACCGGCAUCUAUAACACCACAGAGCUGGUCAUGGUCCAGGACUCCUCCCCAGACUUCCAGGACACCUGGAACUUCCUCGACAACCGUAUCCAGGAUGUGGUCAACAUGGCCUCCACGGCCAAACAGGUGCAGUCGACAGGUGAAGCUGUUGUGCAGGGGCUCAUGGGAGCUGCUGUGACUCUGAAGAACCUGACAGGAGCGAACCAGAGACGAUGAUGGAAACGUCUUCCCGACCAUCGGCCUGAACAUCCACUUCUGAAUCUCAUUUCUGACUCACUGUAAAAAGAAAUGACUCUGAAAUCAUUGCAUCAUGAGUUUUUUGAAGAGAAAGUUAUGAUUUGUCAAAGACCACUGGUGUGUUUGGUUUUCACCCGUUCGACCCCGUGGCUUUGACUCGCUGUGUUACACUGUCUGAGAUUUUGCUGUCACCUGCUCAGAUCUUUCAUUUUCCCUUUUUAUAGAAAAAAGGACACAAAGAUCUGUCGUUUAAUUGUCAAAUUAAAGUAUAAUAAAGCGCUUGUUGUAUAUUUAA
Messenger RNA from Mugil cephalus (flathead mullet), 1427 nucleotides. RefSeq names its product coenzyme Q9 homolog (S. cerevisiae) (gene coq9). Gene Ontology annotation, cellular component: mitochondrial inner membrane. Gene Ontology annotation, molecular function: lipid binding. Bases 89 to 1111 code for a protein of 340 amino acids. Lineage: Eukaryota; Metazoa; Chordata; Actinopteri; Mugiliformes; Mugilidae. The record is from RefSeq and is a predicted model, not a curated record. The transcript has 9 exons. Gene Ontology annotation, biological process: ubiquinone biosynthetic process.